Messenger RNA from Euleptes europaea (tarantolino), 1410 nucleotides. RefSeq names its product defective in cullin neddylation 1 domain containing 4 (gene DCUN1D4). The transcript has 11 exons. Gene Ontology annotation, molecular function: ubiquitin conjugating enzyme binding; cullin family protein binding; ubiquitin-like protein binding. Bases 100 to 978 code for a protein of 292 amino acids. Gene Ontology annotation, cellular component: ubiquitin ligase complex. NCBI's taxonomy places the organism in Eukaryota, Metazoa, Chordata, Lepidosauria, Squamata, Sphaerodactylidae. Gene Ontology annotation, biological process: positive regulation of ubiquitin-protein transferase activity; protein neddylation. The record is from RefSeq and is a predicted model, not a curated record.
GGGCGGGCCUCCGCAUUUGUGAGAGCAGAACGGAACAGUGAGGGAGCCGGUCGGAGCGCCCGUGCGGGGCAGUGCGUGUGCGACUGCCGCUGCACGAAAAUGCACUCGGAUGCUGCCGCUGUCAAUUUUCAGCUGAACUCUCACCUAUCAACACUGGCAAAUAUUCACAAGAUUUAUCACACUCUUAAUAGGCUGAAUUUGACAGAAGACGCAGGUCAAGACGAUCACCAAACAGGAAGUCUCAGGUCUUGCAGUUCAUCAGACUGCUUUAGCAAAGUGAUGCCUCCAAGAAAAAAGAGGAGACCCACAGCUGGAGAUGACCUGUCGGCUAAAAAAAGUAGACACGAUGGCGUGUACAGAAAAUAUGAUUCUACUAGAAUAAAGACAGAAGAUGACAUGUUCUCAAGCAAAAGGUGCUUAGAAUGGUUCUAUGAAUAUGCUGGAACAGAUGAUAUUGUGGGCCCUGAGGGAAUGGAGAAAUUCUGUGAGGACAUUGGAGUUGAACCGGAAAAUGUAGUUAUGCUUGUUUUAGCUUGGAAGCUAGAUGCUCAGAACAUGGGUUACUUUACAUUGCAAGAAUGGCUAAAAGGAAUGACGUCGCUGCAAUGUGAUACAACGGAGAAGCUAAGAAAUUCUUUGGAUUACUUGAGAUCUUUAUUAAACGAACCUACUAACUUUAAACUUAUAUACAGAUAUGCAUUUGAUUUUGCACGCGAAAAGGAUCAACGAAGCCUAGAUAUAAAUACUGCCAAGUGUAUGUUAGGACUUCUGUUAGGAAAAACAUGGCCCCUGUUUCCAGUAUUUCAUCAGUUCCUAGAGCAAUCUAAGUACAAGGUUAUCAACAAAGACCAAUGGUGCAAUGUUCUGGAGUUCAGCAGAACCAUUAAUCUUGACCUCAGCAAUUAUGAUGAAGACGGAGCUUGGCCAGUGUUGCUGGAUGAAUUUGUGGAGUGGUAUAAAGAGAAACAAAUGACAUAGGAAUUUUAACUAUGCACAGCCACUCAAGGGUCUUUGUUACUACAGUUAAGUCAACCAUUAGCCAUAAACUGCUAUUUGUAUCAAAGCGCAUGCUGCUUUUCCUGCACUGUAUUCCCAUUUUCAGGGACCUUUUGGUGUUUUGCUGUUUAACAGGCCAGCUCUGCUUGCUGUGUAGCAUUGUUCUCUUUGAAGGCUGCUUUGCAUUUUGUAUCGACACUACAGAUGGUGACCUUACCAGCAUCCUCACUGUGAUUAUGUGUAUAUUGCUGUCUGAACUUUGUAUAUGUGUAUAAAAAGAAAGCUUCACCUAGGAAAUUAUUUCAGCAGAAAUGUAUUGUAAAAAAUAAUUUUUGUGGCAUAUUUCUAGCUGCAUUCGAUAACCAUGUAACUUAAUUUUUAAUUUUCACUUGAUCUCAGACGUAGCAUUUCAGG